Molecule: messenger RNA, 2251 nt
Organism: Urocitellus parryii (Arctic ground squirrel)
Lineage: Eukaryota; Metazoa; Chordata; Mammalia; Rodentia; Sciuridae
Gene: Gtpbp3
Product: GTP binding protein 3, mitochondrial
Biological process (GO): tRNA methylation; tRNA wobble uridine modification
Cellular component (GO): cytoplasm; mitochondrion
Molecular function (GO): GTP binding; GTPase activity; protein binding
Source: RefSeq, a predicted model, not a curated record
UCUAGCACCAGCCCACGGGAAUGAAGGUCUUCAGCCGGUGGGCGGGGCGCCUCCGCAGUGGUCCAAUGGUAGUCGAGGACGUAGAACGUUCCCAGUUACGCCGUGGAGUAGGCGGGGCGUCCUGCCGGGACUUGAAGCGGCUCUGAAAGGUCCGACAGGCUGGUCGCAAGUCGUAUAUCCAUGUGGCGGGAGCUGUGGACCUUGGUGGCCCGGGCGGCACGUGGGUCUCGCAGACUGUGCACAAGCCAGAGCAGCGGUGCCCCGGCCUUCGGUUCUGGGGCCACCAUCUUCGCGCUAAGCUCAGGCCAAGGCCGCUGCGGCAUAGCAGUGAUCCGAACCAGCGGCCCCGCCAGCAGCCAAGCUCUCCGGAGCCUCACGGCGCCCCGGGACCUGCCCCCGGCACGCAGCGCCAGCCUACGUCUGCUCAGCGACCCGCACACCGGAGAACCGCUGGAUCGCGCACUGGUGCUCUGGUUCCCUGGUCCCCAAAGUUUCACGGGUGAGGACUGUGUGGAGUUCCACGUGCAUGGAGGCCCGGCCGUGGUGAGUGGAGUCUUACAGGCUCUGGGCAGUGUGCCAGGGUUACGGCCAGCUGAGGCUGGAGAAUUCACCAGGCGGGCGUUCGCCCUUGGGAAGCUGAGCCUCACAGAGGUGGAGGGGCUGGCCGAUCUGAUCCACGCGGAAACUGAAGCACAGCGUCGCCAGGCCUUGAGGCAGCUGGACGGUGAGCUGGGCCAACUCUGCCGCAGCUGGGCGGAGACUCUCACCAAGGCUCUGGCCCAUGUGGAGGCCUACAUCGACUUUGGGGAGGAUGACAAUCUGGAGGAUGGUGUCCUGGAGCAAGCGGACAGUGAAGUGCAGGGGCUGAUGGUGGCACUGGACGCGCAUCUACGAGAUGCCAGGCGUGGGCAGCGGCUCCGCUCAGGGGCACACGUCGUGGUCACUGGACCCCCUAAUGCCGGCAAAAGCAGCUUGGUGAACCUCCUCAGCCAGAAGCCUGUGUCCAUCGUGUCCCCAGAGCCAGGGACUACCCGUGAUGUGCUGGAGAUCCCGGUGGACCUGGCUGGGUUCCCCGCAUUGCUGAGUGACACCGCGGGAUUGCGGGAGGGCGUGGGGCCCGUGGAGCAGGAGGGCGUGCGCCGGGCCCGUGAGAGGUUGGGGCAAGCUGACCUCAUUUUGGCAGUGCUGGAUGCCUCUGACCUGGCCUCUCCCUCCAGCUGCAAUUUCCUGGACACAGUUGUAGCCCUGCUAGGAGCCCAGAGCCAGCGCCUCCUGCUGGUGCUGAACAAAUCUGACCUGCUGCCCCCUGAGGGCCUGGGCCCCAGUCUUGACCUGCCCCCCCACCUGCUGCUGUCUUGCUUGACCAGAGAGGGGCUGGACGGCCUCCUGGAGGCCCUGAAGAAGGAACUGGCUGCAGUGUGUGGGGACCCAUCCACAGGCCCGCCACUCCUGACUCGCGCCAGACACCGGCAUCACCUCCAGGGCUGCCUGGACGCCCUUGGCCACUACACCCAGACUCGAGACCUGGCCCUGGCGGCUGAGGCUCUGCGUGUUGCCCGGAGGCACUUGUCCCACCUCACAGGGGGAGGGGGCACAGAGGAGGUCCUGGACAUCAUCUUCCGGGACUUCUGUGUGGGCAAGUGAAGGGUGACCCAGAAGCCGUGGGGCAUCUGGAGCAGCUCUUCUCCUCCUCCCAGGACAGUGCAGCACUUCAGCGAGCUUCGGGGUGGCGAGCUCCCUGCAGGUGCGGGGGACCCAGGCCUUGGGGAGGGGCUACAGGGAGGUUGCUUUGGGCACCAGAUGCUGGGGUGUGCAUGGAGGGCUGGCUGGAGGUGGGAAGAUCUCGGGGGUCUUUGUUUCAUAGUUUCUGUUUUAGUUUUUGCUGGCCUGGGGAUGCAACUUGGGCCUCGAUUACUAGGCAAGUGCUCUACCAUGGAGCCACACCCCAGCCCCAUGGUGGUAACUUAUUGUGCAAGUACCCAGGGAAUGUGAGCAUCUCAAGUGAUGCAGAAAUGUUUCAACAUGGGAAUCUCCCUACUUGCCCUCUCCUGAAGUCACAACUUAAUACGUGAAUUUCUAGAACCUUCUCUGCAUAUUUGCAUACUUGUGGAUGCACCUAUGAAUUAGAUAUGGGUUUGUUUGUUUGUCUGGUGCUGGGGAUGUAACCCCAGGCAUGCCAAACAUGUGCUCUAUCUGAGCCACACUGUCAGCCCUGAGAUUUGUAUUUUGCAUAUAAAUUGUGUUUAUUGCU